Molecule: messenger RNA, 1083 nt
Organism: Strongylocentrotus purpuratus (purple sea urchin)
Lineage: Eukaryota; Metazoa; Echinodermata; Echinoidea; Camarodonta; Strongylocentrotidae
Product: melatonin-related receptor-like
Exons: 1
Coding region: 1-1083 (360 amino acids)
Biological process (GO): G protein-coupled receptor signaling pathway
Cellular component (GO): membrane
Molecular function (GO): G protein-coupled receptor activity
Source: RefSeq, a predicted model, not a curated record
AUGGAUGCUGGAAUGGAUGGAACCAAUGCUACUUUCCUCCUUGAUGAUUGGGAGAGAGACUUCCUGGCCUCCGCCUUGUUGGUCAUGUUUGUUGCGGGAACCACCGGGAACGUGAUGGUUCUGCUGGCUGUAGCCUUGUCCCGCAAACUUCAAACCUCCACCAACAUCUUCGUUGUCAGUUUGAGCGUGACCGACCUCCUCGUGUCACUGGUUCAACCUCUGCAAGCUGCAGGAAUGCUCGGCAAGGAUGGAUGGCCACUUCCAGACUUAAUCUGCAAGAUCGUCGCCGACGUCGCCAUUACCUGCGUCUCGUGUAGCGUCAUCACCGUCUCGCUCAUAGGUCUCAACCGCUUCGUACUCAUCACGAGAUCGAAAGAGGCAUACCAACGCAUAUUUUCUACCAAGUUCAUGGCUGCAAUGAUAAUGUUCUCUUGGAUGUACCCGGUCGUCACGUUGAUUAUCCCUCAAACGUCCGGACGGCAUGGUCGACUGGGGUAUGACCCAUCAACGCGACUUUGCAUCUGGGAUUUCGCUCAUCCGAACGCAAAGAUAUAUGUGGUCCUAGCUGCCGUCAUGUCAAUGACAACGUUCAACGUGACCUUCGUCAGCUAUAUCUUGAUCUUCAGACACGUCAGGAAGAGCGCCCUCAUGACAAGGUCCAAUGCUGCUAUCAUCCGUCGACCAUCCGCUGGAGUGUCAGGUCGUAAGCGCCACCGGAAGCAGAUCGAGUUAGUGAUCACCAAGAACUUGCUCUACGUCAUCUGUGGAUUCUUUUGUUGCGUCAUCCCAUACACGGGGCUAUUUCUUGCCCUUCCCUUCCUUGAAGGAUCAUGGUUGAGAGUAGGUCUCCACGUCUCGUCGUAUGCUGCUGUUCUGCUCGUCUUGGACAGCUGUCUGAACCCACUGAUCUACGCAUGGAAGCACCCACACUUUAAAGUUGUCUUCGGCUGCAUGGUGCGUCGCAAAUGGCACGAAAUCCCAGAACCAUCAAAAUACUUGACCAGAUUCCUCCGCCUUGGUGGUAAUACCAUUAAGUCCUUGAUAAUUUCUGAAUCAACCCAACGUGUAGGAACGAGUAUUUGA